AGGUGACUAGACGGCGCGUCAAUUACAUUUCAGACCAGCACGCACACACAUACAUAACCACACCGGUAAACAGCUACUGUCUCUUCCUAUACCCUGCAGAGCAGAGAUCAAAACUAAUCCAACCUGAGCUUGAGCCUUUCUAAACGUUCUCUUUUCUAUCUUUUUUCAUCCACGCUGGACGCUUUAUUGGUUCCAUCGACAGUUUACGUCGCGAGCGCAGACCUCUUGCUGCCUACACACGCACCUACACCCAGCGAAAUCGCCGCGGCUGCUCGCACGUGAUCGUCUUCUCUUCCUGUUCCAUUCCACAUCUCGCCACACAAGAUGUCGACCGAAAAUGCCACCACCACCACCACCUCGUCCCCACCUGCGGCCACGUUGCCGCUAGGUCGCGGCAGAUCGGAGGCAGGUAUUCCGUUAGGAAAGCUGGCAGACCCGCUGCGCUGGUACUUUCAGUGGGUGCGGGCCAACCCAGAAAACGCCACCAGCCUCGAGCAGAUCUCGCGCACCUUCACGCUGCUCGUGUCGGACCCGACGAACCUGAUCAACUCCGAGGCGUGCUUCACGCUGUGCAAGGUGCACUCCCUUUCCAACGCCGCCAUCAUCGCCACCGGCUCACACCACACGACCAAGACGGACAUCCUCUCCUUCGUCCUGCAAGCCAUUCAAGAGGUGGAGUGUCUGAUGGAGCUUAUCAGCCGCAAGUAUGCCGGCCACCGCCACACGUGGAAUGCGCUGCUGCUGCUCGAGGCGAUCAAGUGCACCCUGAAGACCUGCGUACACCGGCAAAUGUUUUUGAUCCCAUGGCUGUGGGAAUCGCUGAAGGCGUCGCUGCGCCGCGCUGUGCGCCACUUCGUCAACCUCGGCGGACGUCGUCGUCGCGUACGCGGCAGCGGGGCCAAAGACGGCGCCUCCAUCACGGCGAGCUUCGCAGCGGGCGGCGGCGGCAGCGGUGGCUUUAACGGCGUGAAUGGCGGCGUGGACCUGGGCGUCCUCGCAGGGCUGGAGCACGGCAGCAGCAGCCUUCGUGGGGCGGUGGUGGGGCCGAACAAUACCCGCCUCGUCAUCCCACGCGUCGCCUCCGACCGCCGCCACGAGCACCGUCACGUCUUCAGCAGUGGUGGCGGCGCCGCUCCGGUUGCCCACGACGACGGCGGCGACGACGGCCACCUCGCCUUUCCGCGCGACGAGGACGCGAUGGAUGAGGACGAGGUGGAGGAGGGCGAGUCGGUCCCCUUUACCUGGGUGGAUGUGCUGGGCAUGCUCCUCGACCUCUACCUGCUGCUCCGCCCGCUCGUGCUGGUCGCCGUGGCGCGCCACACUUUCCUGCAGCUGCCGGAGGAGGAGGCGAACUCUAUCGCAACGCUGCCACCGGUGAUGACGCGCGCGGAGCAGACCGCCGCUGCGAAGGAGGCGACCGAGGCGGCCAAGGCAGCGAAGGCGGCGGUCGAGGCCGGGAAGCCGGCCCCUGCGCCACCGUCCCUCCCCGAUCCCCUGGCCGCCCUGCACAAGGCCAUGUCCGUUGCCCCGACACAGAAUUUGAUGGGCAGCUGGCGCGGCUGGGGCGCCGUGGCGGGCUGCGACCUGCUCGUCGCCUUCCUCGCCCGCGUGGUACGACAGAAGCGGGUGCCGGUGGUGUACAUAAACGACAGCGCGGAGAGCGAAGGUGCCGAGGCGGCGGUGGCCGCGGCAGGGGGGCAGCUCAGCGUGGCAGACAGCAACGAGGACGCAGAGGCGGCGGCGGCGGCAGGCGGUGUGGUGGACUCCACCGCCGCCGGUCCGAACGCGAUCGGCCCUGUGCAGGACCUGCCGGUCGUGUCGCGUGACCGCAUGCGCGUGCAGCAGGCGCUGCGCAACACCUUCUUCGGGUUCUUGCGUGACCCCUUCUUCUCGGCGGUGCUGAAGCAGCUCAUCUAUCACCACUUUGUGAAGGGCUUCGUCAACCGCAUCCCCCUCCUCGGGCCGUGCGUGUCCUUCUACGUCAUCCACUACCUGUCCAUGCAGCAUUACAGCUUCCUGUACACGCUGGGGCAGUAG
Molecule: messenger RNA, 2037 nt
Organism: Leptomonas pyrrhocoris
Lineage: Eukaryota; Euglenozoa; Kinetoplastea; Trypanosomatida; Trypanosomatidae
Exons: 1
Coding region: 325-2037 (570 amino acids)
Biological process (GO): peroxisome organization
Cellular component (GO): peroxisomal membrane
Source: RefSeq, a predicted model, not a curated record